Molecule: messenger RNA, 1767 nt
Organism: Tripterygium wilfordii
Lineage: Eukaryota; Viridiplantae; Streptophyta; Magnoliopsida; Celastrales; Celastraceae
Product: MDIS1-interacting receptor like kinase 2-like
Exons: 3
Coding region: 250-1119 (289 amino acids)
Biological process (GO): protein phosphorylation
Molecular function (GO): ATP binding; protein kinase activity
Source: RefSeq, a predicted model, not a curated record
CUUCCACUCAAAAACCAGUCUAGCCUAACUUCAUGGAUUGUUCCUCCUAAUAAUGCCACUAUUUUGGAACCAUGCACUUGGGAUGGAAUUUAUUGUAAAGAUGGAAGUGUUUCCAGAAUCAGCCUUGCAAAUUCAGUCACUGGAAUUUUCAUCAUCAGAAGAAAGAGAAAGAAAGAUCCUCAAGCAUAAGAGAGCAAUGCAUAUGAUAAACGUUUGUCUUGGAUAUCAUCAGCAUUUGAUGGAAGAAUCAUGUACGAAGAAAUCAUUAAAGCAACAAAUGAUUUCGAUGUCACAUAUCGCAUUGGAAGAGGGGGAUUUGGAAUAGUCUACAAAGCAGAUUUACCUUCAGCUGGCAUUGUGGCCGUAAAGAAAUUUCACUUAUCGGUUGAUGGGGAGCAUACAUUUCAAAAGGAGUUCUUGAAUGAGAUAAAGCAUCGAAACAUUGUAAAACUUCAUGGGUUUUGCUCGAAUGCUCGACACUCUUUUUUGGUCUAUGAGUAUCUUGAAGGGGGUAGCUUGGCAUCAUUUUUGAGAAUAGAAGAAACAGCCAAAGAAUUAAAUUGGAGUAAAAGAUUGAAUAUUGUUAAAGGUGUGGCCCGUGCACUCUGUUACUUGCACCAUGAUUGCUUACCGCCCAUUGUCCACCGAGACAUAUCAAGCAGUAAUGUUUUACUGGAUUCUAAGUGCGAGGCUCAUGUAGCAGACUUUGGCACUGCUAAGCUUCUAAAGAUUGAUUCGUCUAAUUGGUCUAAAAUUGCAGGCACCUAUGGUUAUAUUGCACCAGAGCUUGCCUACAUGAUGAAGGUAACAGAGAAAUGUGAUGUGUAUAGUUUUGGGGUAUUGUCGGUGGAAGUGAUCAAAGGAGAGCAUCCAGGUGACAUCAUUGAGUCUUUAUUGUCUACUCGGGCAGAGGAGAAGAUGGUACUAAAAGACAUUUUGGACCAACGCCUUCCACCUCCUUCACGUGCAAUUCAGUACGAACUGACAGUAAUCCUAGAACUUGCAACUCAAUGCUUGCACUCUAAUGCAAAACAUAGACCUACCAUGCGUAUGAUUUGCCAACAACUUUUAACUCGAUUUGGUUUCCAAGAUCCAGCCCCACAACUAUGUUUGGAUUAAUUAGUAAUCUGGAGGCUAAUAAAUUCACAUUGGACCAAACGCUGCUAAAAGGAAUUUCUCAUUCAGGGUGUCUGUGUUGCAUCAACUAAGAUUUCAAUUUCCUUGAGACUUCUAUGUUGACUGUGGUGUUAAUAAUUCAUUUUGAGUGCUUUGCUACUUGUCUUCUUGUUAUUUGGCUAGAAAAUAAGGCUCCAAGUGGUUUUUGUACCUUCAUAGUUCAUUGCCUCCAUUUCUUUGACAAAAAACAAAACAACUGAGCAAUAUUUCUAUGCAACAUCUAUUUAUAGGAGCCCAUGAUGAUAAGAAGGGUUAGGCUAAAACAAGUGUCUUUGAAGUUACCAUUCAAGUGAAACCAACCAUCAAACUCACUUCACUUCCCCUAUAUCACCGAGGCUGUUUCUCUUUUUCUCUUUCCCCUUUUUUAAAUUUUUUUUUUUAAAGAUGUAAAUAUUGAGUAAGAUCAAUUAGGAGAGGGGAACGUCUUUAUCAGCAUCACAGCAAGUCCAAAAAAAAGACACCUUAAAGACAUACAUACAUACAUACAAAAUUGCAGACAAAGAAGCUCAAGAAAAUCAAAAGCUCACUUUACAGAGGCAAAAACCAUCUAAAUAAAGGUAUGAAUCAAGCUAAAAUACAGAAGAGAGCAAC